Molecule: messenger RNA, 3824 nt
Organism: Thermothielavioides terrestris NRRL 8126
Lineage: Eukaryota; Fungi; Ascomycota; Sordariomycetes; Sordariales; Chaetomiaceae
Exons: 2
Coding region: 249-3674 (1141 amino acids)
Biological process (GO): protein phosphorylation
Molecular function (GO): protein kinase activity; ATP binding
Source: RefSeq, a predicted model, not a curated record
GAAGGCUAGGAUAAGCAGCACGUGGACAACCGCCUUUCAAAUCUCUUUGAAUCCGAUCUGAGAUCUCUUCCAGGACGUUCAGUCCUCCGACGAACCAUCAAACAUCGAUAUCCUCUUUCCGUGCUUCAGCACGCUGUGCACUCCGACAGUGCUAGCUACUGGCCGGCACUCUCGCCCACGACUAAGCGGCCUCUCACCAGCGACUAAGCAAACCGACGACUAAGCGACUGGCGACUAAGCGACUGAAGAUGUCCUUCUCAAAUCAAGGCGGGGGCACCCUUACGCUGCCCUCUCCUACCCACAUUCACCACGUUGACGUUACCGCAACUGUUCGGUCGCUCCGACGAUCGCUUUCGCGGUCACCCUCUAAGUUCAAAUUGUCGGGCAUUUCCUCGCCCUCUCCAUCGACCAACGCGCAGUUCCCUCAACUCGCAUCCGCAUCAGUACCAGCGACGCCUACAGUUUCGGUGCCUGAGGGCUUCUCGCCCGUUUCUUUCUCGGCACCACCGCUGCCUGCUGUGACUGGUACGCCUUUCAAGCCGAACAUCAAGCUCCCGGUGCGCUCCACAAGGUCGAAACAAGUAAACCGACCCCUCUCCCGGUCUCGAGUUUCGCCCAAGAGUCCUCUCAAGCGCGUUUUUGGCCCUUCGUCCGAUUGUGGCAAUCAAAUCCCUUCAUCCAUCUCAAGCGCUGAAACCCGUGACCAAGAAAACGCGCCUCUGAGCGACUGUCCCAUCGCGUUGAGCCCCGCGUCGCGUCGCAGCCUCGAGCGCCCGUUGCGCCACUCAAUGCACCUCGACAUCUCCGGAUCCACCAAGAACGGUAUUUCCAAAUUUCUCGAGAUGAACAACGAACCUUUUCCCGCGAUUUCCGUCAGCCCGCUCAAGCGGAGCGACGCGGACGACAGCCUAGGCAGCACCAGUUUCGGAAGCCCAGUAGCGAAGCGCCGAAGUCUCCAUGGGAUCGCCAAUUUUGGGAGCGAAACCACGGCUGCUGAAAAGCAGUCGCAUGCGCCGCCCCAAAGCUUCAACCUCCAUGAAGACGUGAACCACGAGUACGAAUUGACGGGGUCUGCCGCUUCGCCGUUCCGGGACUCGCUUGCUUCGCCGACGCCGUCUGCUUUGCCCAAGCGCACCUCAUCGUUGCGCAGAAGCGCACUGCAGCAGCGGUACGGCGAGAAUAGAUCCUCUUUGGGCCGGCGUGCGGGCGAGAAGCAGUUGGCGCAAUUCUCAGCUGAGCCCGCCUCGCCGAGCGCUGGAUCCCGGCCUCGAUUGUCGCUGGAUCAGUACGUCCCACCCGACGAGCGAGAAGUCGCAUCUGCGCAGGAUCAUCUGAUCCAACGUCCGGCAAACCAGCCUCAUCCGUUGUCCCGGACGCUGACGCAAUCCUCAUCGGGCUCGAGCCUCCCUGAUGAGUCUCCAACCCAUGAGCCCAGCGCGCCCAUGAGCAAUAGACGGCGGGCGCUGCUCAACCUCUCAAAAUCACUGCCUCCCGGAGCGCAGCGGCCCGUGAACGUUUCGGAAACGACCGAGACCCCUCAGUAUAAGCAGGCCAAGCCGCUGCAGGCGGCAUUCACCUCGACUGGUCUCGUUUCCAAGAUGUCCCUCAAUCGAGAGGGCGGUCCCCAGCAGCCUGGUGCCAAGGUCCCCAUCAUGCCGGAUACUCCCUGCAAAAAGCAGCCUUAUAACUCGGCUACUUUCCCGCCCGGCAGCGGCAGUGGUGGACGGCGGUCCCGCAUAUCCCUUGGCAGCCCGUCCACUCCUUUCAGCUUUGUGGCAGCACCCGUUCGCGGCAAUCUGUUCGGAACGCAGGACAAGUCCGGCAGCCUGCUCUUUCAAAAGGUCGCCUCGAGCCAUACCAGGAAGGGAAGCAUGCUGAGCCUGGAUGGUGAUGAACUCCCCGGCGUCCUCGAGGAGCUCCCGCCCACCCCAACCAAGAACCUGUUCUUCAAGUCAAUUGCGUCGCAGGUUGAGGGCGCCCAGACCCCCGGCGACUCGCGAUCCUUUGCUGCUCGCGCUCCGCUGUUUCGCUUGGGAACCAACCCGCGAACCUCCCGCGUCGAUCCGGCGUCCGGAAGCCCGCAAGUCGUGUCAAGCACGGACGAGCAAGUUGGCCAGGGCAGCCGGGCAGUCGAUGACAGUGCCCGCCCCUCGACUCCGUUCAGCAGCGACUCACCGUCUCUGGGGUUUUCCUUCACUUCCUUGGCGGGGAGCCACACGCAUCCCGUGCCAUUUACCACACCAGCGCCGGCGAGGACUUCGCCGCUGUUCUUCGCGACGGUUAACGAUGUGCCCGGUCGCUGCGGCGGAACUGACGCCGCUGCUGCUCAGAGCCCGCUGAACAUGGAGAUCGGUUCACCUCACACGCCGCAGGACGCCGCCGAGAGCCCGAUGGCGCUGCCAGACCCGAGUGGUUUGUCGAUAUCCAAACCCCAGGGUUGGAACGCGAAGUCUCUGGGAACCCCGGCGACGCCCAGCAACUCGCAGACCCGUCAGCUCUCCUCCAGCUUUGCCGAUCGCCGAGCCAGCAUCACUCCCCAGAACGGGAAUGGUCCGGGCGACGCCGACGAGUCAUUACUGGCCCGCUUUGACAAAUCGGAGGUUAUCGGCAAGGGUGAAUUCUCUCAGGUGUACCGUGUAGUCAAGUCGGGUGCUCCCGCCUCCAUCAUGACGGCCUUUUCGACCACGCCGCGGACGCCCUCCAGUCCAGUCCAAGACAGAGUGUACGCAGUCAAGAAGCUCCGGAUCCCCUCGCUCAACAUCCGGGGCCGGCAGGCGAAGCUUCAGGAGGUCGCGAUCCUGCAGGCUCUGCGCCACAGCAGCAAGGUCAUUCAGUUCAUUGACAGCUGGGAAAGUGACGGCCAUCUCUACAUUCAAACCGAGUAUUGCGCCGAGGGCAGUCUCGAUGUGUUCUUGCAGACCGUUGGAGGAGCGGGUCGAUUGGAUGAUUUCAGAAUCUGGAAGAUUCUCGGGGAGACGGCUCAGGGAUUGUCGGCGGUCCACCAGGCCGGUUUCGCCCAUCUCGAUAUCAAGCCGGCCAACAUAUUCAUCACGUUCGAUGGUUAUCUCAAGAUUGGCGACUUUGGCCUGGCAACUCCGUUGCCCGCCCCCGAAGGCAUCGAGGGAGAGGGCGAUCGCGAAUACAUCGCCAUGGAGGUCAUGCGUGGGCAGUAUGACAAGCCUGCCGAUAUCUUCGCCCUGGGGCUCAUCGUCGUGGAGAUCGCCUGCAAUGUGGUCAUGCCCGAUAACGGCCCGAUCUGGGUGGCGCUUCGCAAUGGCGACCUGAGCAUGCUCACCCGGCUCACAUGCGGCGAAGCCGGCGCCCUCGUCCGCGAUGCCAACGGCGUCCCCAUCACUCACGACUCGGGCAUAUCUCAAGUUGCAGAAAACUCACCCUUGAAAGCGAUGACGCACGACGCGAGUAACCUCUUCGGCGCGCAAAAGCGAAAGGAGCGGCAGGAGCCGCCCAAUUUCAUGCUGGAUCCCGAGGAUCCUCACUCUCUCGACAACAUGGUGGCCUGGAUGGUGCAGCCAGACCCCGCCAAUCGCCCAACUGCCGAACAAUUGCUGGCAUCGGAGCCGGUAACUUGGGUUCUCAGCCGCCGGACUGCGGGUGCGGCCGUCUUUGAGGGGAAUUGGGGCCCCAAGCCUGACGCCGAGAUGAUCGACGUUUAAGAAGUCCAAGACGACACCCUGGCGAUGUUAGAGCAAUACCUACCUGCUCUCGUCGCUACCAUGCUGGAUCUGCCUGCCGCCACUUGAGGGGCGGUGGGCAUACCAGGAGCAUAUGUCUGAGUAGUAGUGAAGUUGAAUUGGUCGGCUAUC